GGUCAAUCUAGAUUCUAGUCAACCGAGUGGUACAAUCGUCUCACACUGUUUUCCACAGCGUGCCCAUUGUUUCUGUUACGAGAACUUCUUGCGAAGUCGUUUUUUUGUUGGUAUGAUUGCAGAUUUCCAUUUCUUUGCAGUUUUUGGUUAAUUUACCGUGCGUUUUGAACAAAUUUUGUAUCGCUUUCAAGACAUUGCUGGCACGUUCACCAUCAAGGCAUCACUCGUUAUUGUUAGCAGAAGUUGCAGAACCACACUUCACCAAUGUGGUUUGGCAAUGUUGCCAUAUAACACGAUCUCGCUGUCAAGCCCUGCAGAUGUGCUCAUCGAACUUUGUAGCACUGAAAGGAUGACAUCGACAGAGCUGCGGGUGGGAAAUAAGUAUCGACUAGGAAGGAAAAUUGGUUCCGGAUCGUUUGGUGACAUCUAUCUCGGUACGGAUGUCACGACCGGAGAAGAAGUUGCCAUUAAGUUGGAAUACAUCCGAACUAAGCAUCCGCAGUUGCACAUCGAGAGCAAAUUCUACCGAAUUAUGCAAGGAGGAGUGGGAAUACCUAUUAUAAAAUGGUGCGGAGCGGAGGGCGACUAUAACGUGCUGGUUAUGGAGUUGUUGGGGCCUAGUUUGGAGGAUCUGUUCAACUUUUGCAAUCGCAAAUUCUCAUUGAAGACUGUGUUACUUUUGGCUGACCAAUUGAUCUCACGAAUUGAGUUUGUCCAUAAUAAGAACUUUAUUCAUCGCGAUAUAAAACCGGAUAAUUUUCUCAUGGGUCUCGGUAAAAAAGGAAAUCUUGUGUACAUUAUCGACUUUGGUUUGGCAAAGAAGUAUCGGGAUCCACGAAGCCAUCAACAUAUUCCUUACCGAGACAAUAAAAACCUGACUGGAACCGCACGAUACGUUUCCAUCAAUACACACAAAGGAAUCGAACAAAGCCGGCGUGACGACCUUGAAGCUUUGGGAUAUGUCUUGAUGUAUUUUCAACGAGGAUCCCUCCCGUGGCAAGGAUUGAAAGCCAACAAUAAACGGCAGAAAUAUGAGAAAAUCAGCGAAAAGAAAAUUGGCACUCCUGUGGAUGAGCUCUGUCGUGGUUAUCCCCGUGAAUUCGGUCAGUAUUUGGAUUAUUGCCGCAGUAUAGAUUUUGAUAUGAAGCCCGAUUACCUUUACCUUCGCCAAAUGUUCCGCACCCUAUUUUCCCGUAGCGGUUACACAUACGAUUACAAUUUCGAUUGGCACGCCAAGACAGCUGGCUCUGCUGCUGGAUCCACAAACACGCUAGUUAGGAAGGACGAUCUUCCUGGCCUGAGUACGUCCGGGAAUUCCGGAGGGAGACGUGUCGAUAAUAUGAUCUCGCCAAAGAAUGAUAGCACAGGUUGGAAUGGUGCAUCGAUCACCACGAACCCUGCCACAAGCGGGCUUUCAAAACCGAGUACGGGUAAAACUCCGGUGCCGCCAAUGGGAUCUAAUAAUACUCGCUAUCGUGCGACUAAUUUAGUACGGAACAGUCGAGGUCUCGAUCAGGUCACGCCCGAACAAGCAUCCCGUUUGGCACAACGGGGAAAUGCGAAAACGCAGUACCUGUUCGGCACGCGAUGAUGGGCUGUUGAACUACGAGUUAUUGUGUAUCUCGGACUUCAAAAGAAGUUGUGGCCAUUCCUACUUUCGCGUUAACCUUCGUUGUCGAGCCAGUUGACCUCUACACAUGUUCUGGAACUCGUAGCUUUUCGGCUGUUUAGCCGAACAGUUUGCCAGUACGUGCACGGUUGUUUAGCAUUGAAACAUUUUGUACAACUGGUUUUUGAGUACUUUGAUAUCCUUUGUUACUCACAUUUUGAUGCUGAUGAGAGCUGCAUGUUCAGCACGCUCUUUUUGUUGAUGAUGCGUAAGUGAACUGCUAAAUUCUUACUUUUUGACUACUUUUUUACUUUUCACUGUAUAGUUGCUUGAUGACCUUAAGCUUAUCGUCAAUGGACGCGUGGCUGGUGUCUUAACAUCUUGACGAAUUUCAGAUCAAGAAAUAAUUUCGCCAGAAUACAGGGUUGUUGAAUUUUCUGUGGUCUGCAGUGCCCUGUGACCUGUCUUUUUUAUACCUCUGUCUUUUUUUGUCUUUUUUGUCUAGUUUUUCAUCACUUUAUAUUACCAUAGCAAAAU
Paramacrobiotus metropolitanus is the source of this 2146-nucleotide messenger RNA. RefSeq names its product casein kinase I-like. The transcript is spliced from 10 exons. Gene Ontology annotation, cellular component: cytoplasm; nucleus. Gene Ontology annotation, molecular function: protein serine/threonine kinase activity; ATP binding. Bases 278 to 1591 code for a protein of 437 amino acids. The record is from RefSeq and is a predicted model, not a curated record. Gene Ontology annotation, biological process: endocytosis; peptidyl-serine phosphorylation; signal transduction. Lineage: Eukaryota; Metazoa; Tardigrada; Eutardigrada; Parachela; Macrobiotidae.